AUGCCACGUGAAAUAAAAGAGGUGAAAGAUUUCUUAAACAAGGCACGUCGUGCUGACGCCCGUGCUGUGAAAAUCAAGAAGAAUCCCUCUAACACAAAAUUUAAGAUUCGUUGCUCGCGGUUCUUAUACACAUUGGUGGUUCAGGACAAAGAGAAAGCCGAAAAAAUCAAGCAGUCCUUGCCGCCAGGCUUACAAGUAAAGGAAGUCAAGUGAUUGUGUUACAUUUGAAAGCGUGUGAUAACUAGAGUAUGGAAAAAAUGUCCAUGUGUUCUGUGAGCACUUAUGCAGAAAUCAUAUUUGUUUUCAAGUACUGAAAUACAAAUUAUCAAUAUGUUUCAAAAAAUAA
Molecule: messenger RNA, 346 nt
Organism: Bactrocera dorsalis (oriental fruit fly)
Lineage: Eukaryota; Metazoa; Arthropoda; Insecta; Diptera; Tephritidae
Gene: RpL38
Product: 60S ribosomal protein L38
Exons: 1
Coding region: 1-213 (70 amino acids)
Biological process (GO): translation; protein-RNA complex assembly
Cellular component (GO): ribosome; cytosolic large ribosomal subunit
Molecular function (GO): structural constituent of ribosome
Source: RefSeq, a predicted model, not a curated record